AUGAAUGGGAAUGGAUCAUCACCUGCUGGUUCGAAUGCACUACAAACUAUAUUCUUAAAAGAUUCAUUCAAUAGCAAGCAAUGGAUAAACGAUGUGUUACGCGUCAACAACAACAAAGACAAAGACAGUAGCACCCCUCAACCAACAUCAAUGCAAUUAGAGAAUGAUUUAGAGAAUAUAGCAUCAUCAUUAUUAUCAAAGUUACAAAUCUAUUCAUUGGAAUUGAAUAUGUCAUUGGAGAAUAGAUCAUCAGAAUCGUUAUUAUAUGUUCCAAAGGCGGUUAGAGAGAUUGAUAAGGUUAGAAAGGAAUCUUUGCAGUUAAAGACUCGUAUUAAAUCAAUCACGCAGUCUAUCGAUUCAAUGUACAGUAACAGUCUGCAUACGGCAGUUGACACGAUUGCCAGUUUGGACACGGUGCGCACGCGAAUCGACUCGUGUAUUCGAUCGCUCAACGAGGCAGAGAAGCUGCUCCACUUCUCGGCACAACUCGAUCAGUUGUUUGCAGCAGCCGAGUAUUUGGCAAUUGCACAGCGACUAGACGAGAUCAAAACAUCACUUCAACUAUUGAGCGAUAUUCCAGAGUUUAGAGAACAGUCAAAGCAGUUUGCAAUCUAUACUGAUCGAUUAGAGACAUCGAUCAAACCACUGUUGGUACAAUCACUUAACGCACGUGAUGUAGACGGUUGCAACAAAUAUCACACUGUCUUUAGUAUCAUCAAACGACAAUCUACCUUUCACCAAGUAUACAAUAGUUCUAGAAUUGAACCUCUAAAAACUACUUGGUUACAAUAUAAAGGAGGAGCUAUUCCAAAUACCAAUACUACAGUUGGUGGGUUAUCACCAAACCCUUCCUCCUCCUCUACAUCUUUAUCAUCAUCACCCAAACCAGUAUCACCAUUACUUUCAUCUGCAUCCUCCUCCUCUUCCUCAUCAUCAUUAUCAAGUUUUAAUCAAUUCCUUGGUUCAUUUUAUGAUCAGAUUAAAGCAAUGGUUGAAUCAGAGUUGAAUUGGCUUUCAAAGUUGGGUGGUACUAGUGGCAGUGCAAUCCAACCAAAAGAGAUGAUUGAACAUUUACUUGGUCAUCUAUUUCAAUCGAUAAAUGCUCAACUUCAAUCAAGAAUAGAGUCAGCAUCAACGAGCACAACCUCAUCCAACAAAAAUCAAGAUUUAAUCCAAUUGUAUAAAACAUCGAUAUCAUUUAUCCAAUCACUACCAUCUAUCCUAGACAAAACACAUCUCAUCAAAACAAUACUACUCGAUCCAUUUAGACAUUUCCAUAACAAAUUCUCAGACAAUGAAAUGAAAUAUUUAAAAUCACAAUUAUCUUUAUUCCAAUUAAUUAAAAAGAAUGACUUUAAUUCAUCAAUUAAUAAUAUUGAAACAUCAAUGAACAAAAUAUUCCCAUUACUCGAACAAUCAAUUGAUCGAUUCUAUCAAUUUACUCAUUUAUCAGAGAUUGAAAGUUUUAUUCAUACUUUAAAUAAUAUAAUAACAGAAUAUAUUGGAUUAUUAAAAGAUAGUUUAGUUGAAUUAAAGGUAAUGGCAAAUAUAGUUUCACCAACCAAUGUUGUUUUGAUUGAUAGACAAUCACAACCACAACUCUUACAACAACAACAACAACAACAAAUACUGAAUCCUCAACAACAUAAUUGGGAACAUUUCCAAGGUGCAAUGAAAUUAUUACAAUUGGUUAAUGGUUUAAUGUCAAAAUUAAAUAAUUUUGAACAUUCAUUCAAUGUAAAUAUUAUAGAUUAUUUAGCAAAAUAUGAUGAUUCUUCAAUAGAAUCAACAAUUAGAACAAUAAUGUUAUCACAAGAAAAUGAUAAAUCAACAAGAUUUAAUAAUGUCAUUCAAAUGAUUAUUGAUCCACAAUAUUUAAUGAACAACGGCAGCAACAACAAGAAACAUUUAUUACAAGAUGCAAAAGACCAAGUAUCAUCUUUUUGUUCACAAUCACAACAUUUUAUUUAUGAAACAAUGAUUACUUUUAUAAAAUUAAAAUUCAAAGAAGUACCAAAAAUGAAUGAAUGGAAACAAAAUUUAAAUAUUGUAGAUAGUUAUCAAUCCAAUCAAUCAGCCUAUAGUACACAAAUUGCCGAUCAUUUAUUAACUAUUCCACAACAAUUGGAUCCUUAUUCAGAGGAAAUAUCAUUAAGAUUCUCUUAUCAAAUUGCAAUUUCAUACCCAACAAAUGAUGAGAUGUAUCAAAACAUUAUAAAACAAUUACAUCAAACUAUGUUAAAUGAAACAAAGGAUAUAUCUGAUACUAGUGAUAUUGAAGAUGAUAUGGUUGGUAUUGCACACCAAUGGAUUCACAUUGUAGCUUGUGCAACCGAAAAACUAUACCUACAAUCGAUUGUUGAAAUUACAUCACUCACCGAUUACGGAUGUCACCAUUUAGCCAAUGAUAUUACCUAUCUAUUUAAUGUACUAUCAGCACUGGGUGUUGCACCUGACCCACUUCUCUCGAAAACCCAACUACUUGUCCAAAUUCCCAAAGAAGCAUACCUCGAAUCAAUCCAAUCACUUGAAGGUGGAGAAAAGAAUAUUGCCAUUUUAAUUUCUAAAAUGCGAUCCAUCAAAUAA
This is a messenger RNA of Cavenderia fasciculata, 2586 nucleotides long. It is a transcript of the gene cog7, whose product is annotated as oligomeric Golgi complex component. Gene Ontology annotation, biological process: intracellular protein transport; Golgi organization; retrograde vesicle-mediated transport, Golgi to endoplasmic reticulum. The transcript has 7 exons. Lineage: Eukaryota; Evosea; Eumycetozoa; Acytosteliales; Cavenderiaceae. Bases 1 to 2586 code for a protein of 861 amino acids. The record is from RefSeq and is a predicted model, not a curated record. Gene Ontology annotation, cellular component: COG complex.